Micromonas commoda is the source of this 474-nucleotide messenger RNA. RefSeq lists its product with no specific name. The record is from RefSeq and is a predicted model, not a curated record. The coding region runs from base 1 to 471 and encodes 156 amino acids. The transcript has a single exon. Lineage: Eukaryota; Viridiplantae; Chlorophyta; Mamiellophyceae; Mamiellales; Mamiellaceae.
AUGUCGGCUGUGUUCACGGGCGCUCGCACCGCCGCCCGUCCGGGCACCUCCGGUCGCGGUCUCGCCUCCCCGGCGCGCCCGGCGCGAUUCAGUCGCACCGCGCGCCCCGCACCCAGCCCCACCCACGCGUCGCCCGGGGAGGAGGCGAACGACGUCAUCGUCGAGUGGGACGUGGUGGUGUUCAGGGACGGCGACGGGCUUAGCGUCGGCAAAGUGGAGUCCGUGCGAGCCAGCGACGGAACGUGCGUGUGUCAGCCACUGUUCCAGGAGGAGGAGACCGGCGUGUGGCUGGAGGCGACGUACACACGGGGGCCAGAGACGGUGCCCUUGGGGGACGUCACGGCGAUCCUGGACGCGGACUUUGCGCAGCGGAUGGCGCCGGACAGGGUGUCCAACCCACACGGGGAACACGCGGAGGAUUUCUGGGAGAUACUGGCGGAGCUGCCGGACGGCGUGCGCCGGGGCGAGUAGUAG